AUGCAGGACUUGGUGACCCAGAGCUUUUCCGUGCCAUGUCUCCUGCAGGAAGCCAUGGAGCCAGACAGAGGCAUGGAGCAGAGACCCCCCAGCGUGCCCCAGGUGGCCUGGGUGAAGGAGGAGGAGGAGGAGGAAGGCCCUGGAGUUGCCCCAGCACAGCAGCCUGAGGAGGCAGAGCAGUCCCAGCCCCUGCAGGCGGAUCCAGGCCAGGACAGCGGUGCAGACACUGACAGCAGGCCCGCUCAGAGUGGGAAUGAUGCUCACCCUGCAGAUGUUUCUGACGAGAAAGGUGUCUCUGAUGCAAAGCAAGUGCCAGCCUUCGUCAGGAACGUGCAUCAGAGACUGACAGCCAGCGCCACUCCAGAAGAGAAGCUGCUAAUGGAGUUUCUGAGGGUGACUGAUGAACACCCUGCUGAUGCUGUGGUGACCCUCCUGCGCUGUGCCCCAUCAUGUGACAGAGCUGCUGCCAUCAUGUGGAGGACCAUCACCUCAUUGGGAAGGACAGUGCUGAAGGUGCUGCCACAGCUGCUCUGCGUGAUGGAGAACUGGCCAAUCCACAGCAUGUCCACCUCUGACGGGGACGAAACAGAUGUCUUUGCCCUGGCUGCAACCAGGGUGAUCUGGGAGACUCUGCAGACGUUCUGGUUUGCAGAGUCAUUGACGGAGUACUCCCCCCGUCUCCUCGUGGCUCUGCUCUUCCAAGUCCUCAUCAGCACAGAGCAGACACCAGAGGAGGUUGAUACCUUCUGGAGGGGAUGCUGGGAGCAACACAACCUUCCCACUCAGCCCAACAGGUUUGCAGUGCUCACCAUGAAGGCUCUGCUUUGCCAUCUGGAGUGUGAGGAAGUUGUGCUUUCAAUGGAACGCAAGUGUGGCUGGGACACGCUCCUCAGUGCUGACACCCACCACUACGCAGUGGGUCUGCUGGCCAGGGAGAUGCUCCGUGUCUCCAACCCCUUGUGUUCCCGCAUCACACUCCACCUGCUGGAGCUGCUGAGCAGGGAGGAGCCCCACUUGGAGCUCCUCACCAUGGCAUUCCUUGUGGAGGUCCUGGACUACCUGGACAUGAGUGACUGGGGAGGCAUCAUUCUGCAGAGCCUUUCAAGGCACCUCAGGAGUGAGUGCCCAGAGAUGCGUCGCCUGGCACUCCGAGGCCUCCUGGUACUCAGCCAGGAUCCCAUGAUGGCUCAUGGCAUGCAGAGCCUGACAGAAAGCCUCCUGGAGCUACUGUGGGAUGCAGAUGGAGAGCUGGUGGGGAUGGCCCUCUCUGUAUUCAUCAAUGAAGUCCAGGACAGAGGCAUCCCAAUCUCCACCCCCACUGCCCUGGAGCUGGCUGAGGCACUCCAGACACUCUUU
This is a messenger RNA of Lepidothrix coronata (blue-crowned manakin), 1356 nucleotides long. RefSeq names its product maestro heat-like repeat-containing protein family member 9. The transcript is spliced from 9 exons. NCBI's taxonomy places the organism in Eukaryota, Metazoa, Chordata, Aves, Passeriformes, Pipridae. Gene Ontology annotation, cellular component: cytoplasm. The annotation marks the transcript as partial. The record is from RefSeq and is a predicted model, not a curated record.